Messenger RNA from Drepanopeziza brunnea f. sp. 'multigermtubi' MB_m1, 1425 nucleotides. The record is from RefSeq and is a predicted model, not a curated record. Lineage: Eukaryota; Fungi; Ascomycota; Leotiomycetes; Helotiales; Drepanopezizaceae.
AUGUCCCCGUCGACCAACCGGUCUCCGGAAGUCGAGGGCGUUGCUGGGCUUUUCUUGGGCUUGACGUGGGGAACUGCAGUCUUACGAAUCUAUGUUCGAGCGGUGAUGGCGAAGAAUUUUGGCCUGGAGGACUGGCUGGCCAUAUCCGCUCUGCUCUUGUUUACCUCAACGGCUGUGUUCGCCCUCCUAGGAAUAAAUGAAUCUAUGGGGUUGCCGUAUAACGAAGUCAUGGCGAUAGCUCCGCAGAACUAUACCCCUGCAAUGAUGUGGUGGUUUGCAGUCGAGCUUUCGUAUGUCACGGCGACUUGCGUCCUGAAGUUGAGCAUAGGAGUCUUUCUCUUGCGUAUUGCUGUCAAGGAGUGGCAUCGAAUCUGUCUCUACCUGACCAUGGGCUUCGUCUUGCUAUUCUCUGUUGGAUAUUUUUUCUUUCUCAUCUUCCAGUGCUCGCCGGUAGAUUUUUUCUGGCUACAGUUUUCACAGAAGCCGGGCACCUGCAUUAACCCUGACAUCGUCGGCGCCUUGACUUAUACGCACUCGGGACUGAAUGCGUCUGCCGAUAUCAUUCUCGCAUUCUUGCCAGUACACAUUGUAUCACAACUGCACAUGAACCUGCGGACGAAAAUCACCGUGUCCCUCAUUCUCUCGUUAGGAAUGAUCGCUUGUAUAGCAGUCAUCGUCCGUAUCCCGUACGUCAAGAUCCUGGUCGACAACUCCCAUGAUUUCUUGUAUUACUCCACCGAUGUGGUUAUUUGGUCCGCAAUCGAGCCAGGGCUGGCGAUCACAGCAGCGAAUAUGGCGACACUACGACCGCUCUUCAGCGUCUGCCUAUCGAGGAGCAAGUUCUGGGGGACGACGAGCAGUCGCUGCAAGACCUCCCGCUACUGGACUCACAAGACAGGAUCCGGGUUCUCGAGUCGCAUGCGCACCGCUGGUAAAGGCUACACGCGAAGCCGAAGCAUGGGCAACGCCGACGCGAUAGGACUGGGCGCUCUGGACCCAAAUGGUAGCCGGACGCGAGAAACCAAGUGCGGCGCAUGCGGAGCAGAUUGCGAUGCAUGUGGGAACCCUAGCACGAAGUCGAAUCUCGACACCCGGAUCGAAAAGGAAGCCCUCCCUCAAGGCAGUAGCUGGGACAUUGAGCGGCAGUCGGGGCCGAAUUGCAAGCCCACUGGGGAGUGGCCGCUAGUGUCCAGCGCCAGUGACAGUGACAAUUCCAAUUCCAAUCCCAAUCCCAAUGCCACAAUCGUCAAGACGGUGCGGACGGAGAUCUGGAGCUCCUACGAAUUCUCAGGACCGCUACCGACACUGCCACCCGAAAUGUACGACCAGCUAUGGGCGGAGCUGAUCGACCACCUCCUUGCGCAAGCCGACGUUCAGCCAGCCAGCGCCGAGGUUUUGGCUGAGCAUAGUGGAUUUACGAAUUGA